Messenger RNA from Truncatella angustata, 1782 nucleotides. Its product is annotated as saponin hydrolase precursor. The coding region runs from base 1 to 1779 and encodes 592 amino acids. Lineage: Eukaryota; Fungi; Ascomycota; Sordariomycetes; Amphisphaeriales; Sporocadaceae. The transcript has 2 exons. The record is from RefSeq and is a predicted model, not a curated record.
AUGAAUAUUGUGGCGAUCGGUGCUCUUUAUGCACGAGCAGCAAUCGCCGCCGUCCCCAACCCACCAACGCCUGAGCCAAUCGAGGUUGUUGAGUUGCCAUUGCCGCCAGUAACUACGGGACUUUGUACGGCGGACAUCAAUCCGCGGGGCACAGGGUGCAUUGGUCUAGGUCUAUAUGGUGUAGGCUUUCAAGCUGGUAGUUUUCUGCCGGACGGCACCCACAUUGUGGCGUUUGUUACAUUCACCGGCGCGCCCGAGGCCCCCAAUCCUGCUAGCAUCUACGACGGCGAACAGAUCAUUCUCAUCAAGACGGACGGUACUUUGUUUCCCAAUGGGGAUUCGUGGAAAUGCGUUACAUGCGGCAUACCCACGGAAAAUACAAUUGGCCAGACUGACACGUUCGACUACCCUAACGCAUUCCAAGACGGCAAACGUCUCCUCGUGGGCACCAACAUCGUUGAUUGUAGCGGAAGUCUUCUCACAAGCACGGACUGUAGUCCAGAGCGCACUUUCAUCUACCCUAUCCGGUGGAACGUGACCCCCGAUGGAUCAGGCGCUAGUGGAGCGAUACGCGAGCUGCGUUUACAUCCCGAUGAUGUACAUCUAGGGUUCAGCUCUCUCUCAGUAUUCGAUGAUGCGGUAUUGCAGUACGGGUUUUUUUCGCGUCUGCAAUUUAAUCCAUCACCUACCACAGGCGAACCCCUCGCCCCUCGGUACGACUUAGUGAACGUGACCAUGCUCUACAGCCCUGACAACACGCCACCAUUUAUAGUGAAUGGGUCUCAGUUGUCCUUCCACCCCCUAUCGAAUACUGUUGGCGAGCUACGAGGCUUCAGCGGGCGUGGCACGGAGGUCUCUUACAUCGGCUAUUCGGUUGAGUCUUGCAACAUCGACGUGUUUGCUGCCGAUCUAACAACGGGCGCAGUUCGGCGGCUCACAGCUCAUCCCGAGUACGUUGAUCCUGUAGAUAUCUCUGCUGAUGACCAGUGGACCGCGGUCAUGGAUACACGAGGUAGCAACCGUCAAAUGUUCAUGGCAGCUAUGCGUGGCGUUCCACCUUUGAUUGAUAUGAUCGCUACAACAGUGGCCUCGACGACCCGAAACAAUCACCAACGACGUUUCUUUCAACCGUAUCUGAUUGACCGUUAUGGUGACCGGGGUAACUACUUUGGCCAGAAGAUAAACGCGGCUGGCAGCGGGGUUCCUGGCAGUGGUGCGAUAAAUGACCCCGAAUGGAACGGGAGGGCAGACCCAAAAUGGUCCCCCAAUGGUACACAGAUCGUGUACUGGCAAGACAUGACGGCUUCGCCAGCUUGUGGUGGGGUCAACCCGCUUCCAUGCUACAACUCGACAGAACCAGGGGGUCGUCACGUCCGUUUUAUGCUUGCGACAUUAACGAAUCGUGAGCCCUAUAGUCUGCCGAAGGUAGAAACAGUAUCUGAUGUUGUGCCCUGGGGCACGCCUUAUGUUCCUGGUAGCGUAGCACUCGCUCCUUUUCUUCCUACACAGGCGGUUCGGUACUCCAACUACUCUGAUGAUGGCAUUAGCUUUUUAAACGGAUACGAGAACUUCACGCGGACGAACCCAUCGCCCAGUGUCGAACUUGCUGACUGGUAUUCUGACUUGACCCAGACUGGUGAGACCCACAACACGAAAAAGACGAGUCCAGGGGGAUUUCACCUGUCCAUUGACACCUUCACCAAUAUCCUCGAGGCAAAUGGAACACUGACAACUACUAUUGAUGGAACGGAAUACCUUCAACCAACAAAUGAUAGUUGAGCA